UUCGCCGGACGUUGGACGGUGCGGUCGCCCGACGGCCGGUGGAAGUUGCCGUCUUUCUUUCUCAUUUUCCUUCUCUUCCCCAUCUCCCUCUCUCUCCGGCUCUCGGUCCUCGGCCUGUCCCCGUCUUUCUCACGCGGUCCACAAACCUGCUACGACGAGACGGCGUGCAGAGUGCAGACGCGAACGAAGGCGCGCACUCGUCGGGGCCGUGUGUGCGUGUGCGUGCAUACGUGCCCAGCCAUCCGCUCGGCUCGGCUCGGCGGCUCGCCUCACUCUGUCGGCGGCGCAGCUGAAGCUCGCGCCGCAGUUGCUUCAGUUCCUCGCUCAGGCCGCGCCGUACAGGUUCCGUGUGUGUAACGGGGGAAAUGGAGCUCGAGCAGGCGGCGACGCAGGUGAACGCGGACCCGGAGAGGAAGACCAAGGAGAGCGGCGGCGGCGACGGCGGCGGCGGCGGCGUCUCCGGGAAUCACAGCGAUCAUAUCAAUGGCAUGUCUAAUGGUUUCGAUAAGAAAAGGGAACACAAAUCGGAGCACAGGGACAAGGAUAGGGAGCGAUCUCACAAAUCGGAUCACAAAGACAAGAGCAGAGAUAAGGAGAGGAAUCAUAAAAGUGAGCACAGGGACAAGCACAGACACAGCUCCAGUUCUGUUAAGGACAAGGAGAAGCACGAUGGAAGCAAUAGUAAAGAUAAGGACAAGGAUAAGAAGAGCUCGUCGUCUAGUAAGGAUAAGGAGCACAAGAGCAGCAGUUCGUCCAGUAAGGACAAAGAAAAGGACAAGAGCAGAGACAAGGAGCAUCAUCACAAAUCGAGCUCGAGCUCCAAAGACAAGGACAGGCAUCACAGCAGUUCCAAGGACAAGGACAGUUCGGGCAAGGAUAAAGACAAGGACUCGAAGAGCAAGGAUAGACAUAGACACAGCAGCUCCCUGAACUCUAGCUCGCGCGACAAGGACAAGGACCGUAGUAGCAUCUCGAAGGAUAAGGACGGGAAGAAGCACUCGUCGGAAAAGGACAAGGACAGACAUUCCACUACUCACUCCUCGGGGGACAAGGAGAAGCAUCGUUCGUCGGAGAAGGAUAAGGACAAGCACAGAGAGAGCUCGUCCAGCGGCAAAGAUAAGCACCGCCAUGAAAAAGACAAGGAUCGCCACCGUCACGAUAAGGACAAAUCUAAGCAUCGCGAGGAAAAGGAGAAGAAGGAUAAGGAGGAGGUGAAGGUGAAGGAGGAGCCGAACGUGAAGGUGAAUCACUCGAUUAAUGAGAGGUACCAUUAUCAUAUGGAUAUCAAGCCUGAGAUAAAGGAGGAACCUAUGACGCAACCAGACUUGGACGACGACGACGACAGCGGUGGCGAGCGACCGCUCUAUAUCAAGGAAGACGAUGACGAUGAACCGAUCAAGGAGGACGUUAGUAUGAACUCGACCGAUGGAAACGACACCCGACUGUCGGAUCUCCACAAUACGACCAUAAAGACGGAGGAGGACUCCGAAGAGGACAAACCACUGACUUCGAGAUCGAAGGUGUCGCCGAACGUGAAGAGAAAAAUCGAGUCGGACGAGGACGAGAAUGUUCCGCUGAUGGCUCGCAAGAAAUCCAAGAAGGCGACUAACCUGAAGACCAAGAAGAAGCGAAAACGCGACGACGAUUCCGAUGCCGAGCCUGAGGAAACGAGGAAACCAAAGAAGAAAAUUACAAAGGUGAAAGCGGAAGGCGACAGUCCAAGAAAGAAGAAGCAAGAGGAGCAGCAGGAUGUUUGGAAAUGGUGGGAGGAAGAGAAGAAGAGCGACGGCACGAAGUGGCAUUUUUUGGAACACAAGGGACCAGUAUUUGCGCCUGCCUACGAACCCUUGCCUCCCACCGUAAAGUUUUAUUACAACGGCAAGGAGAUGAAGCUGAGCGAGGAGACGGAGGAGGUCGCGACCUUCUACGCGCGCAUGCUCGACCAUGACUACACGACCAAGACCGUGUUCAACAACAACUUCUUCCAAGACUGGCGGGAGGUGAUGACCGAGUCGGAGCGCGCCAAGAUCAACGAUCUGUUCAAGUGCAACUUCAAGGAGAUGCACGCGUACUUCGUGCAGAAGAGCGAGGAGCGCAAGGCCAUGACAAAGGAGGAGAAGCAGAAGAUCAAGGAGAAGAACGAGGAGAUACAGAAGGAGUACGGCUUCUGCUCCAUCGACGGCCAUAAGGAGAAGAUCGGUAAUUUCAAGAUCGAGCCGCCCGGCUUGUUUAGGGGCCGCGGCGAGCACCCCAAGAUGGGCAAGCUGAAGAAGCGAGUGCUGCCGGAGGACGUGCUCAUUAACUGCUCGAAGGACUCGAAUAUACCGAAACCACCGGCCGGCCACAAGUGGAAGGAGGUGCGGCACGAUCCCAACGUCACAUGGCUCGCGUCCUGGACGGAAAACAUUCAGGGCCAGGUGAAGUACGUGAUGCUGAAUCCAUCUAGCAAGCUCAAGGGCGAGAAGGACUGGCAGAAGUACGAGACGGCGCGGAAGCUGGCGCAGUCGAUCGACAAGAUCCGCGCCGAGUAUCGGGAGGACUGGAAGAGCAAGGAGAUGCGUAUUAGGCAGCGGGCGGUCGCUCUGUAUUUCAUCGACAAGCUGGCGCUCAGGGCCGGUAACGAGAAGGACGAGGAUCAGGCGGACACUGUUGGCUGCUGCUCGCUGCGAGUGGAGCAUAUCAAGCUGCACGAGGUUAGGGACGCCAAGGAAUACGUCGUCGUGUUCGAUUUCUUAGGUAAAGAUUCCAUUCGAUAUUACAACGAGGUGCCGGUGGAGAAGCGCGUCUUCAAGAAUCUGCAGCUCUUCAUGGAAAAUAAGUCACCCGGGGACGAUCUGUUCGAUCGUCUCAACACCACUGUCAUGAAUAAGCAUCUGAACGAGCUGAUGGAGGGCCUCACCGCCAAAGUAUUCAGAACUUACAACGCAUCGUGGACGCUGCAACAGCAGCUCGACAAACUAACGGACCCGGAUGAAACCGAGGCGGAGAAGAUCCUCUCGUACAACCGAGCCAAUCGCGCCGUCGCCAUACUGUGUAACCAUCAGCGUUCCGUGCCGAAAACGCACGCGAAAUCCAUGGAGAACCUGAAGGCGAAGAUUGAUACGAAGAAGGAGACGAUAGCCGAAUGCGAGCUGCAAGUUAAGGACGCUAAGCGGGACGCGAAACACGGCUCGGUGAAGGAAAAAGUAAUGUAUGAAAAGAAAAAGAAACAAUUGGAAAGAUUGAAGGACCAGUUGACGAAGCUGGAGGUCCAGGCGACCGACCGAGAAGAGAACAAGGAGAUCGCGCUGAGUACCUCCAAGUUGAACUAUCUCGAUCCCAGAAUUUCUGUCGCAUGGUGUAAGAAGCACAACGUUCCGAUCGAGAAGAUUUAUAACAAGACUCAGAGGGAUAAAUUUCGAUGGGCAAUAGACAUGGCAGGCCCCGACUACGUAUUUUAACCCCGCGGGUCACCAUCGUCAUUGUUGUCAUCAUCGUCACCGUCAACGCGUGUCGAUCCAUGAGUGGAGUAUGUCUCCCGCUGACGAUGUAUCUAGUGAAUUUUAUGUUCUAACGACGAAUCUUAAAGGAGAGGAGACUUAAAGUAAGGAAAAAAAAGAAGCGAGAAUGUUAAAAGGGGAAAAAAGGAAAAAAAAAGAACAGUGUGGAAAUAGUUAAACGGAAAAAUUUUUUACAUUUACGCGCGGUAUAAAUGUGAGAGUGUGGAAACAUAUUUUCUAUAGAAUGAUUAUACAUCGCAUGCGUAUUAAAUCAUGAUUGCGAUCGGUAUACAUAAAGUGAUGUUAAUUUAAAUAUCGUACGUGGACUCAACGAGCUUGCCUCGGGUCGGUCGGUUGCCCCGCGUGCGCUUCUGCCACCGGUAAAAUGCUUUCUAUAUGCCGCACCGCUGAUUUGUUCGCCUCUACGUGCCAGUUCGUGCAAGGCACUCGAACAUCGUGAUAAUCCGUAGAGGAUGAUUGACCGAGGGGAACCGUCGCAAAUUGCGGGUGGCUUUCAAGUGAGAGCGGGAAGGUAUUUUUUAUUUCGUUUAGGUAGAAAUUUAUUCUGAUUGGAUGUGAAGUAGGGUAAUUAGCAAACGAACUCGCGCAGACGGAAAUGGGGAGGCCGUUUAAAAUUUGCAACGGGUGCGGACGGAGUGCAGCGAAUAAUGUGAGAAACACGGGAUAGUAGCGAGCGCAGACUUCGGCACGCGAGAAGUUAAUAACCGCGCUAUUGUAUAUAUGUAGGACAUAUUCGUGCGAGUGAGACGCGAUAUAUCGAUAUAAAGAACGAAGGGAGAGGAGGAACUCUAGGAGGAAAAAGAAAGGAAGGGAAGGAAACCAACUAUUGAAACUGGCAGCUGAAGAAUUUUAUAUUUCCCUUAAACGAGCAUAACACGUAUAACACAUACACAUACACACAUACACUUGUUUCUCUCAUAAAUGUAUAAUAAUGUCAUUCAUGGAGUAUCACGUUUACAUUUUGCAGCAUCGUAUCGAGGAUAUUAUAUGUAUUCGUAGAGC
Messenger RNA from Vollenhovia emeryi, 4502 nucleotides. It is a transcript of the gene Top1, whose product is annotated as DNA topoisomerase 1. Gene Ontology annotation, cellular component: chromosome; nucleolus. The record is from RefSeq and is a predicted model, not a curated record. The transcript is spliced from 12 exons. Gene Ontology annotation, molecular function: DNA topoisomerase type I (single strand cut, ATP-independent) activity; DNA binding. The coding region runs from base 366 to 3440 and encodes 1024 amino acids. Gene Ontology annotation, biological process: DNA topological change; DNA replication; chromosome segregation. NCBI's taxonomy places the organism in Eukaryota, Metazoa, Arthropoda, Insecta, Hymenoptera, Formicidae.